CUCCAUUUUUUAUUUCUUUUGGAACCCUACUUUCUCCUUCACCCUCUGCCACCCUCUUCCCUCCCAUUACCCGGCAGGCAGCCACUGCGACCCAGCCAAUCGGACGCCGCACGCCGCUCCUGCCCGAGGCCGCUACCGCUGCCGCUGCUCUGCCCAACGUCGGCACGCCCACCCUCGGUUGUCGCAGUCUUCUAGUCGCUCCCUCUCAAACCUUUCACACUUUGCCGCCUUCUGCGUAGUUGGCCUAAAAUGGUGGAGUGGAAAAGGUAGCGCUGGAGAGGAGAAACUUGAUGGCAGUUCUUCCUCAACGAAGUUUUUUAUUCAAAAACUUGAAACUACCAUGUGCCAAGAACGUACUUGUUUUAUAAGAUUUCACUGCACUCAGUCCUAACGAGUGGGUGAGUACUGAACUUAUGCUACUGAAUAACUCCCGGCUAUUGAUUGAAGCUGUGCACUUGCGGUUCUCCAGAUCUUCCUUGGAGAACUCUAGCUUAUGGGUUUGUAAGAGUUCAAGUGCAGUAAUUCAAUUGUUCGUUGUUUACCCUUUGUCUUUUACGGGCAUUUGGAAAUGGUGGAGGAUGUUGUAUCCAAGCCUGAAUCAUCUAAUUCCUGCUGUAAAGUGUGGAAAGAUUUGUACAUGAAGCUUGAAGAGAAAAGAGUUGCUUUUCGGCAGGUAGUCAAACUCCUUGAUGAACAAAGCAAGAAGAUUGAGGCGGAGAAUCUUAAUCUUAAAAAAGCAUAUGAGGAGGAAAAGGUUCGAGCUUCCAUUGAGAGAGAGGGCAAAGACAAAGAAUCUGCUAUUAGAGUGUCUUUAGAGAGGGAAAUUUUCGACUUGAAAUCUCAAAUAUCUUCAUUGAGAAAAAAUGAUGUAGAGGCAGUUAAUGUUCGUGGGGAAGUAGAUCAUCUUAAUGCACUUGUUGCUCAGGGUAAGAAAGAAAUAAUCCAACUAAAAGAACUUCUAGAGACAGAGAAGAGAAGGGCAGAUGCUGAAAGAAAAAAUGCUGAAGAGAGGAAAGAGGAGGCUGCCCAAGCAACUGUCAAGAUUGAAAGGAGUAAGGCUAACGACUUGAGGAAAUUUCACAAAGCUGAAAUGGAUAAGGUUAAUGAUUGCAGACAACAACUUGGGAUGUUACAAAAAGAAUAUGAAGAAACAAAGUUAAAGUUGGCUAGUGAAACAUCCAAACUAAUUGAGGUAAAGAAAGAUCUAGAGUGUGAAAAGCAAAAGGCUUUCAAAGAGAGAGAGCAUGCAGAUUCUGAGAUGUCUAAAGCGCAGGCUUCAAGGAUGCAAGCUGAAGUAACCAUGAAGCAGGCUGGGGAAGAAAAAUCUAGGGCUGACAACUUACUUCAGCAAUUGGAAAGAAAGACUUGCAAGAUUAAGGAAUUGGAGAAGCAGGUCAAAGAACUUCAGACCUUGAAAAAUUUUAUUGAAUCCUGUUGUGGCCAACACGUCAAGAAAACUAAUAGUAAGGGUGCGAAAAAGAAUGAUAAAACAUGGUUGGAAAUGAUACAGAGUAAUGCAAAUGAAUUAAAGUUGGCUUUUGAGUUUUUGAAGGCUAAGGAGGUUAAUACAAUGCAUAAGAUGGAUGAAUAUUUGGCAAUUAUAAAGGAGAAGUCAGUGGAUUCCGACAUGAUGAAAUCAUCAGAACUGAAAAACCAUUUGGAGAUUUAUCGCAGGAAGGCCAUGGAUGAACAAUGCCGUGCUGAUAAGUUGUCUCUUGAGUUAGAAGAAAAGAAAAGGAGAGUUGAGGAAUUGCAAAAGAACUUACUAGAACUGAAGUCUUCUAGGAAAUUAGUUGAUGCAUCUGGUGUAUCUUUUGAACAUGCUAUGAGUUCUGAACUUGCAGAAAUGAAGCUUUUGAAGAAAAGGCUAAAGUUUGAGAAAACGCGAUUAAAACAUGCUAGACAAGUGGCUAACUUGGAAAAAACUCACCGUUCCAUUAUUCAACAAGAACUGGGUCGUUUUAAGCUAGAAUUUGUCCAGCUGUCAAAUCACUUGGACAAUCUACAUAAAUUUGCCUCUACUGGGACUAAGGAUAACAAUGAGUUGGAAAAGACAAUGAAUGCUAAGAACUUGCAAAGUUUGUACUCAAAGAAGAAUAUACGUGCUAUAGAGGCAUUCCAAACCUGGAUGCCUAAUACUUUCAGGCAGACCACCCCACAACACGGUGCUCCAUUGCUUCCUUUGUCCGGAGGGAAUCAUAUGACACCUUUAUCAGGUAUUGAAUCUAGGUUGGAGUCCUUUCCUGGAGACUCUAACAGAAAAAUGUUACAAAGUUGUGCAGUCAAUUCCAGUACUGCAUCUUUUUCUGAUGGUCAAUUGGUCGGCUCACAGGAAAAGGCUGGGCUUUGUUUGACAGCAACAAAACUGGUUGGAGAGAAUUUGAAUGUGCAACCAAGAAUAUCCAACUUAUCUAGUGAAGUUAGUAAGAUGAAAAGCAAUGAAAAGGUUGCUAUGAUGGCUGAAAAUAGCAUCAGAAGCCCUAUCAAAAACCAUGUUGGAAGAGCUAAUGAAAAAAAACAAAAGAGAAAAAGGACCAUUGAAACUUUUGAAUCCAUUGAUCAUUUAUAUCAAGAGAGUAAGAAAAUGCAUUCUCAGAUUGAAGAGAACUUGACUCUUUUGCAUGCUUUAAACAGUCCUAUAGAGAAGCCCUUAGAGAAGAGUGGACAUGUGAUAUCAAAUGUGCUUCAAGAUUCUUCUGCUGAGAAGAAAAUUCGGAAGAGAAGAAAGUGCCAGAAGAAAAUAAAGGUGCAACAUGUACUUGAUGAUAAUGAGGUGAAGUUGAAUAAAGUUGACACUGAAGUUUGUGCGCCCAAAAGUAUCGGUAGACAACCUUCUCAACCUGUCAGCAAACUUACGGACAGUUGUCAGCCAUGUUCAGAGGAACUUAAUAAUUCUGUCAUAAGUGAACUUCAAAACUUGGAAACUUUUGGGAAUAUAGCAGAUGUGGACUAUAUGAAAUUGCUAGAUUUGGAUAGUGCUGCUGAUGAGGAAUGCUACAGGAGAGCAAUGGAAAUGCCACUGUCCCCUUCACUUCCAGGUAUUCAUAUUUCUGGUGCUGAAACCUCUGCUUUGAAUGAUUUUGAGCCUUUAGUAGAUGAAUUCCAUAAAGAAUUGCCCGAUGAUAGAGAAGGUCAGCCAAAAUCACAUGACUAUGAUGUCAUGGACGAAUGCCAAGCUGAUCCGUGUUUAAUACACGGGAGACAUGAUAGGGAUCUUUUUGAUAUUGUAGAGGCAGAUAAUAACUGUCUUGAUCAGGUUGGGGUCAUUGUAGGGAUGCCUGGGACAAAUGUUUCUCUCUCUGGUUGUGAAGGGGUGGGAAUAUCGGAAAUUAAAUCUGGAACCCUGGACAACUCUAUCCCUGACUUCUGUGUUCUUUUCUCUAAUUCAAAUGACUGUCACAGCAUCUUUAGAAUUUUUUCAGCAACUAGGGCUUGUAUGAAGAGGAGCUCUAUGAUUGGUAAAAAAGAGUGGAUGGUGCAAGAGAUUUUGGCUUCCCUUAACAUGGAGCAUGAACUUUUAUUAAAGGAGAAGACUUGUGUAUUCUUUUCCUUGUUGCUGCUGAACUUCACCGUUGUUGCUGUGCAUAAAUAUGGGAACUUUCUGAACUGCCACACCUGCUUGGAUUCUUUUUCGGGGCACAUAUGUGAAGCAAUGCUUGAUCUGGAAAUAAGAAGUUUGUUUACUAAAUUGCUUAGUUUGGACAAGUUACUUGCCCUCAUAGAAGACUUCCUAGUAGAUGGACGGAUCCUGUCAUGUGUCAAUGGCUCUUUUGAGACAUUGACAGAAGGUGUUUUGAGGGUCAAUAUCCCUAUUAAUGGUGUAUACAGAAUAUUCUCACUUACCCCAGCAUCAACAGAGUAUUUGAUUGCAGGGAGUUCCAUACUAGCAUCUAUUUCUAAAGCAGUUCACCGUACUGAUCUUCUUUGGGACGUAUCAUACAGUAUUUUAAGAAGCUGCAGGUAUGAGUCUUCGCUGAUGUUAACAUUGCUUCAUAUUUUUGCACAUAUUGGUGGAGAUCAGUUUUUCAAUGUGGAAGGUUACUCUACCCUGAAGUCUGUCUUGAAAUCAAUAAUCAUGCACCUUGAGAUGGUCGGAUCAUCAGAUGAUGCUACUUUCACCCCUCUCAAAAGAAAUUUCAGAACAGAGUUUGUUCAAUGUGCUAAUUGCCCUUUCUCAGAAGAAGCCAUGUCUAUGCCCAUGGCUGUGUCAUUCCUAUUGGAAUUAAUCCAGAAGAAUAUAUCAAAUGAGAUUAUGGAUGAAGAUUUAGAAAAUCCAACCAGUUCAUUAAAUCUGGAAUCCUUGUUCAAAAGGAAUUUAAAGAAGUUCAAGGUGUCUGAUGAUGAAGCACACUUUCUCUUCAAUCCAUCAUUGUCUGAUGUUACCAAUAUCAUCUCAUUGGUUGAACUGCUAGCAUGCUACAUGAGCUGGAAUUGGACAUUCGCUAACAUUAUCUCUCAGCUGAUGGAAUUAUUGAAGUCGUCAUCCGUUAUGAAGGGUCUUGCAAUUGUGAUUCUUCUUGGUCAACUUGGGAGGUUUGGCGUAGAUGCUGGAGGCUCUGAAGAUGAGGGAGUCAAGAUCUUGAGAUCUAAUCUGUCAGCAUUUCUUUGCUUGGACAAUACCAUUAAAUCUGGUCUGUGUGUUCAAAUUGCUACUGUUUCUGCCUUGUUAGGCCUUCUCCCUUUCGAUUUUGAAACAAUCGUUCAAUAUAAAGUAAGCUAUCUAGCCUCUUCGAGUCGUCAUUAUGCUGAGGUUAACUUAAUAAAGACGUGGUUUUCUUUAUUAAGCCCGAAACAGAAGGAGUUGUCACGUAGCAUUUUACGAGUUGCUGUUUGCAAUGUAAGCUGAUAUUUGAUUUUCUUUCUUGAUGCAACCUUAACCUAACCGAAGUUGCAACCUGUUUCUGCGGCUUGGAUAAGAGUUAUCCCAACCAAUUUUUGAAGACUCACCUGUAGAUAUUUAGGAAAUUGAAGAUUUGUGCAUAUCUGUAGCCUAGUCUAGUUUUCUUCCACACUUUAAAGUGGGAGGAUACAUAUAGUUUUAUGUACUGUUUUUAACGAGUACAUCAAUAUUCUGAAUCAAAAUUUGUACAUUAUCUUAGUAACUUCCAGUUUCAUCUGCUCAACUUUGCUAGAAUUUUGCCAGUUUUAUAUUAAAGGUGUCUUAAGUUUUGGCA
Molecule: messenger RNA, 5174 nt
Organism: Benincasa hispida (wax gourd)
Lineage: Eukaryota; Viridiplantae; Streptophyta; Magnoliopsida; Cucurbitales; Cucurbitaceae
Gene: MEE22
Product: maternal effect embryo arrest 22
Source: RefSeq, a predicted model, not a curated record